Molecule: messenger RNA, 531 nt
Organism: Knipowitschia caucasica
Lineage: Eukaryota; Metazoa; Chordata; Actinopteri; Gobiiformes; Gobiidae
Source: the annotation of a GenBank genome assembly
AUGCGGCUGCUGGUGCUGGUGCGUCUGCUGGUGCUGGUGCGUCUGCUGGUGCUGGUGCGUCCGCUGGUGCUGGUGCCUCUGCUGGUGCGUCUGCUGGUGCCUCUGCUGGUGCUGGUGCGUCUGCUGGUGCUGGUGCCUCUGCUGGUGCGUCUGCUGGUGCUGGUGCCUCUGCUGGUGCUGGUGCGUCUGCUGGUGCUGGUGCCUCUGCUGGUGCGUCUGCUGGUGCCUUCUGCUGGUGCCUCUGCUGGUGCUGGUGCGUCUGCUGGUGCUGGUGCCUCUGCUGGUGCGUCUGUGCUGGUGCGUCUGCUGGUGCUGGUGCCUCUGCUGGUGCUGGUGCUGGUGCCUCUGCUGGUGCGUCUGCUGGUGCCUCUGCUGGUGCCUCUGCUGGUGCUGGUGCCUCUGCUGGUGCUGGUGCUGAUGCGGCUGCUGCGGCGGCUGAUGUGGGUCAUGUCUCUAACACGAUUUGAGCAGGAGACUGAGUUGGUUUGUUGCAGUGUGAGGCUGAGGAGGGUCAGCGCCUGGGGUCUCUGA